Molecule: messenger RNA, 519 nt
Organism: Acanthamoeba castellanii str. Neff
Lineage: Eukaryota; Discosea; Longamoebia; Acanthamoebidae
Exons: 2
Coding region: 1-519 (172 amino acids)
Source: RefSeq, a predicted model, not a curated record
AUGCAGAAAGGAAGUUGGGGAGGAGGUGGCACAGCGUCUGGAAGAGGGCGAGGAGGUGGAGGCAGGGGAGCAGGGGAGGUCAUCUACACCGUCGGCUAUGGAGGGCUCAAGAGCACGGAUGCGUUCGUGGAGCGGCUGAAGGCCAACGGCAUCACGCGGCUCUUGGACAUCCGGAUCAGCCCCCACUGCGGCUUCAACAGGGACUUCACGGGCCGGGCCAUGGGCGUGCUGCUGCGCAAGCAGGGCAUCGCCUACGAGCACUUCAUGGAGCUGGGCAACGUGUGGCGCAGCGAGGGCUCCGAGCCCGAGCUGGACGCGGCCAUACGGCUGCGUCUCUACCGCGAGCUCAUGACCACCGCCGGCGAGCUCCUCACCCGCCGACUGCGCCAGCGCGUACAGGCCGCCCCACACGAGCGAAUCUGCAUCCUCUGCGCCUGCGGCGACGUGCGCGAGUGCCACCGGAACAUCGUCGCCACCUACCUUCACGACACCCACCACUACACCAUCCGACACAUCUGA